UUGUCAUUGGUGUCACUGUCAUAUACGAAUGUAUCGUUUAUCCUAAAUCACAGCCUAAAUAAAAAAACGUUUUGUGAAUUGUGAUUAUAACCUAUAAUCUCCAACAUCAACAAAUGGGAUUUCCGUGUUUCAUUAGUUUUUAUGUGAUAAAAACAUAACUAUCUGCUUUAUGCAUAUAAAUUGUAACGAUUAAUUUAAAGGGAUAUAUCAAAAUGGGCAAAGUGGACAAUGGGCCUAAAAGGGGCCGUGGAAGAGGUAGAGGUGGCCGAGGCCGGGGUCGCGGACGUGGGAGAGGCCGCGGUAGAGGCAAGAAGGCGAUGAAGGCGAUUGAAAGUGACGAAGAGAUUGAGCAGCAGCAGCAAGCUCCACCAACAAUAGAAGAACCUACAGCUCAAGAUGUAGAGGAUAUACAAGAAAAUGCUGGCCUGCCUCCAAUUGAUUUGGAAGCAGACAUAUCUCAGCUAGAGGCUCCCACAUUUACAACAAUUAACAGAGGUCCUCCAGAACCUAUGCUCAGACUUGACUGGAGUCACAAGGUGAAUCUGAUAGGAGAAAAAGUAUUGAAUCCAAUGAUUCACUGCUGCGACACCUGUCUCAAACCCAUUUUGAUAUAUGGUCGGAUGAUUCCAUGCAAGCAUGUAUUCUGCUUGGCUUGUGGGAAAAAGGAGCAAAAGCAGUGCCCUAGAUGUCUAGAAAAAGUUACAAGAGUGGAACAGACUGGUUUAGGAACUGUGUUCAUGUGCACACAUGGAGGCACCAGAUAUGGCCAAACAGGCUGCCGCCGAACGUACCUUUCUCAGCGCGAUUUGCAAGCGCACAUUAACCAUCGACACGUGCAGUCCGCCAAUACAGUCGUAGGUGGUCAACAAGUGCACAUGCCGGUGGACCAUCAUCAGGUGCCUAUUAGUGGGCAGGAAGUUAUGGAGCCGCAGAUGCUAGCCCAACAGCCGAUGCAACAGAGAAUACCCCCAGUGCCAUUGGCUGCGCCACUAAGAGCAAAAACCGCAGGGGAUCCCCGGUCAGUGGGAGGGUCUACGAUAACAGCGAACAGGGGAAGACAGCCACCCUCUUGUCAGUCUGGUGGUGUCAGGACCAACUUAAUAACAGUCCCUCUACAAGACUCAUCGUCGUCGACUCCGUCCACACCAGAUACCUCGCUGGGAGGACCUUUGCCUGGUCAACAAUCCUACUACACUGGAGGACAUCAACAGUAUCAACCGUCCAUCGCCAGCACUCAGCCGAAUGUAGUUUAUGUGGCCGGUAAUGGCGGAAAUACACCAGUAACAGCAGGUACAGCUGGCAUGCCUCCCCUUCAUAUGCCGCCCCCAGCGACUGGGGGUGCUCCUCCACCGCCAACCCAGCAUCAGCAGCACUACUAUCACCCUGGAGGAGCCGCUACGCAUCCCCACCACGGCUACGGACCACCUGCUUAUGCUGUUACGACGGCGUAUGCCCCUUCGACGGCCCCCCCGCCGCAAUACGCUACCCCUGGGACACAGCAGCCCCCCGGUGGGGGCAGGGCUGCCCAACAGUACGAAUAUGGAGCACCACCUCCACAACAGUGGGCUACCGCACCACCGCAACAAUACUAUAGGUGAAAUUUUCCAGAUAAAUGUUAUGUACUGAUAAUUAAUAAAUAAUUUAUAUUGGAUUUUGAA
Acanthoscelides obtectus is the source of this 1658-nucleotide messenger RNA. Lineage: Eukaryota; Metazoa; Arthropoda; Insecta; Coleoptera; Chrysomelidae. The record is from the annotation of a GenBank genome assembly.